Amoebophrya sp. A25 is the source of this 178-nucleotide messenger RNA. NCBI's taxonomy places the organism in Eukaryota, Dinophyceae, Syndiniales, Amoebophryaceae. The record is from the annotation of a GenBank genome assembly.
CCUCAGGGCUGUGACGACGGACACUCAAUUUGCGCAGGCCUAUGGUCUCCUUAUUGCCUGUCACGUCGCUCAGGUCGAAACCGUGUGGACAGCCUGGUAUGAUGCGAAUAUCAAUUCAGCAUCUGACCACUACCACCGCGAAAUCGACAAAGCUGUUGGCACCGUGAAGACGUUAUUC